AUUGAGGCGCAAGAUAACGGGCAUUUGACAGCACAACAAACUCUGUCAAGUUUACGUGCAUUAUUUUAAUCGUCCAGUGACGUAUUCCACAACGUAGUUAGCCUACUUGAAGAGAUUUUACUUGAAAGGUUUGUUAUUACAGAUUAAUAUUAAAAUGCGUCUGUGGGUUCUAUGCGUGUGUGUUAUUCUGGUGCCUUUGCUGUGCGAUGCGCGUAUCUCGAAGCGUUAUGUGAUCGGCUGUCCGGAGCGCUGCGAUAAGAGUCUGUGUCCGCCCAUACCGGCCGACUGUAUGGCCGGAGACAUCCUGGACCAGUGCGACUGCUGCCCAGUGUGCGCGUCCGGCGAGGGUGAGCCCUGCGGCGGUACAGGGAAACUGGGAGACCCGGAGUGUGGAGAGGGUUUGGAGUGCGAUGUGUCCGAGGGGGUCGGACAAACGACCACCGUGAGGAGGAGAGGAAAGACCGGCGUAUGCGUGUGUAAGAGCCCUGAUCCCGUUUGCGGCAGCGAUGGGGUGUCCUACAGGAACAUCUGCGAACUCAAGACAGUCAGUAACCGGGCGCUGAAACUCCAGCAGCCGCCCAUCAUCUUCAUCCAGAGAGGAGCCUGCGGAAAAGGCCACGAGGACAAUCCAGAUAGUCUCCGGCACAAAUAUAACUUCAUCGCUGAUGUGGUGGAGAAGAUCGCUCCAGCUGUGGUUCACAUUGAGCUGUUCCGCAAAAUGGUGUUCUCCAAGCGGGAAGUGGCGGUGGCCAGCGGCUCUGGUUUCGUGGUGUCUGAAGAUGGUCUGAUUGUAACCAAUGCUCACGUGGUAGCCAACAAACAUCGGGUGAAGGUCGAGCUGAAGACUGGCGCCACCUAUGAUGCCAAAAUCAAAGACGUGGAUGAGAAAGCAGAUAUUGCCCUCAUCAAGAUAGAUGCUCCGAUGAAACUUCCAGUGCUGUUGUUGGGCAGAUCAGCUGAUCUGAGACCAGGCGAGUUUGUGGUUGCUAUUGGCAGUCCGUUUUCCCUUCAGAACACAGUGACCACAGGCAUCGUCAGCACCACCCAGAGAGGCGGCAAAGAGCUGGGUCUGCGUAACUCUGACAUGGACUACAUUCAGACAGAUGCCAUCAUAAAUUAUGGUAAUUCAGGAGGGCCCCUGGUGAACCUGGAUGGUGAAGUGAUAGGAAUCAACACGCUGAAGGUGACAGCAGGAAUAUCCUUCGCCAUUCCUUCUGACAAGAUCCGACAGUUCUUGGCUGAGUCUCAUGACAGACAGGCUAAAGGAAAAACAGCCACAAAAAAGAAGUAUAUCGGUGUGAGAAUGAUGACAUUAACCCCAACACUUGCUAAGGAGCUAAAGGAGAGGCAGAAUGAUUUCCCAGAUGUCACCUCUGGAGCAUACGUCAUUGAAGUUAUCCCGAAAACACCAGCUGAAGUUGGGGGUCUGAAGGAAAGUGAUGUCAUAAUCAGCAUUAACGGGCAGAGGAUCACGUCAGCCAGUGACGUCAGCACGGCCAUCAAGAGAGACGAGAGUCUGAGAGCGGUGGUACGACGCGGCAAUGAAGACAUCAUCCUCACAAUCGUUCCAGAGGAGAUUGACCCUUGACCUCCCUCAUGCUCGCCCAUGAGCUGGUUCUCAGACUUUUACUGAGUGUGUGUCUGGAGCCACACUCUUUCUAGAAAUCAUAGUGAACACUUUCAAACCCCACCAAUCAUCCAAUCUUGUUCUCAGCUUAGACCAGGAAAUGUCCUUUCUCACUUUUUCCCAUAUAUGAAGUCAUUUUCUGUUUAUUCAUCAAUAUACAAUGAUAGAAUGAGCCUUUUGUAGAUAGAUUUGAAAAUUUAGUGCUGGGUAGUUCACUGACAAUCUGAAAUGUAUAUAAUUUCUCUGUUCCAAAACCUAGUAAGCUGCCAGAUUUUGUGCUGAGCAGGAUGAUUCCAUUCAAUAUGGCUGAUGAAUCAAGUAAAUGUCAAUUAUAAAUAACCUUGUUUUAUUCAUUACUGAAAAGUACCUACUAAAAUAAUUCAGUGUAAUUAAAAAUAACUGUUUUACCCAAUAUUUGCUUGUGGAAUGUAUUUUUAUGCUUAGCCUAAUGGCACACAUACAUUAUGGAGACGUCUUUUUUAUGUGUGCAUUUUCAUCUGGUUUAAUCUGCAAUGCGUAUCUAAAACGCUUCCUGUCAGAUGUUAAAGGGAUAGUUCACCCAAAAAUGAAAGAAAGCAUCUUUAAAAUCGUCAUGAAAUGGUUGAGAUGGUAUUUUCUUCCAUAUUGUGGUGUAUAUCCAAGUCAAAUGGCUUCUCGAACAAGAAAAUGUAGGUUGGGACUUGAUUUUGUCCACUGAGAAUUGAUUGGAUUGUUGGAUUGAUGGUUUGCUAUUGCUGUGAUCUCGUGAUUGACAAGUUGUCCCAUGCUCGCACUGAAAAACACGUCAUCAGAAGAGAAGAGAUGACGCUGCAAGUGGGAGGGGAAGUUAUUUUGAUUAAAUAUUACAAGGGCACAUGAAUUUAAAUAAUAAUAAUAAUAAAGACAUCUUGGAGAUGUGUGUGUGCUAUCUGGGUAGAGUAUUAUGCUGUUAGCUUAGCAAUAUGCUAACAGCUAACUACUGAAAUCAGUUGUGAGCCUCCCAUGAGGAGCACUUGUAUUGCGUGCAGAGUUGCUGCCUAUAUGUGUUCUGAUUCGGAGGUUACAUGGCAGUUAUAAUACUACCUUAGAAGGCAGCUGCCUACAGUAUAUAGUAAGUUAUGCCUAUAUAGAAGAGGCAGCUCACUAGGUUUUGGAACAGACAUUGUAUUUCGUCCUUAUGUAUACAUCAGCAAGGCAUCAUGAAAUUUUGUUGUCUGUAUUCAGCUUUCUUCAUUUUUAUAUUUACACUAAACUCUCACACUUGACAAUAUUUGAAAAAGAAUUGUGGGCCAUUAGAGGAUGACUAUUAUCUUUGAAUACCUUCUCUUCUUUAAAUGUUCAUGUGUCUGUGUUUGUCAGACGGCAAUUUCAGAAACGAAAUUAAAGAAGGUUAAUGUUUUUAAA
Molecule: messenger RNA, 3010 nt
Organism: Ctenopharyngodon idella (grass carp)
Lineage: Eukaryota; Metazoa; Chordata; Actinopteri; Cypriniformes; Xenocyprididae
Gene: htra1b
Product: HtrA serine peptidase 1b
Biological process (GO): positive regulation of apoptotic process; programmed cell death; proteolysis
Cellular component (GO): extracellular region
Molecular function (GO): protein binding; serine-type endopeptidase activity
Source: RefSeq, a predicted model, not a curated record